UGGGAAGCAGUGGCGCUGAGUAGCUAAAUAACUGUUCUGCUCGCUGGCAAACAACUAGUGACAGGCAGCUUAUUGUUACAAUAUAGCGAAAUAAGGUUAGCUAUAAUCAACAGUUGUUUAAUAACAACAAUUCUUAUUUUGUUAGAUUAUGGCUAGCACAAGGAUUUCGGAGCAAUUGCCCCCGCAUUUUGACCCGACUCAAGCACCUGUUGCAUUCGGCAACCGAGCCCUUCCGCGGCUCUCUCUGGAACUGCAAGAUCCACAGCUGUGCAUACGACAGAGAGCUCUUGCAGCCCUCUGCGACCUGGUUCAUGACCCAAAGAGGGCAUAUGAGGCUAUUCACAAAGGCUGUUUGGAGAGGCUGAAGGUCCUGCUGCAAGACAGAGACAGCUCAGUGAGAAUCAAAACUACAGAAGUCUUUUACCUACUAGCUGCCCAUAAUGUGGGGAGAGAAGCCUUCCUCACGUGGGAUGUGGUGGCUCCACUGUCUGAUCUUCUAGACGAGCCAGUUGAUGCCUGUCGUAAAAACAUGCAUCGUGCACUGAAGAUGGUGGCUGAGUUUCCUGCAGUGUGUAUCGUAACUUUGGGCCUGAUUCCCCGGCUGGUGAUGAAGCUGCCUGUUGAGCAGGAGGAGAUCCGGGCCCUUAUCCUGGCCACUCUCAGCUACUGUGUGAGGGUGGAUGCCCUGCCAGCCCUGGCCAGUGACGGAGUUCCCAUGCUGCGAAACCAGCUCUCUCACCCCUCCCCUGACAUCCGCCGGGCCGCAGCCUCCGCCAUGUUGGGCAUCAGUGUUCCAUCAGAAGGAAAGCACAAGGUAUGUGAGGAGGGAGUUCUCCCAAUCCUAGUGAAGCUGCUAUCAGACUGUGACCCAGGAGUGACUGCCAGUGCUGCUGGGACUAUUAUGAACACAGCUAUUAUCACUGAAGGGAAAUACCAGGCCUUAAAGGCAGGUGCCAUUCCCCCCUUGUUGGAGCUGGUGGGCAGUGAGGACAGAGCUGUGUGUGCUAACGCGCUGCGUGCCCUCACCACCCUGGCUGAAGCCCCCUGCGCUCGGGAACAGCUACUGGAGCACCUGCCACUAUUAAAGACAAGACUCAAUCACCCAGCUUCCAUCAUCUGCCGGGCAGCAGCCACUGCCAUCCGCGUGAUCUCCUGGACCCCCUGAGAGAAAGAGAGAGCAAGGGAAGAAGAGACAAAUACCUCUCAUUAUCUGAUUCUCCCUCGCUUCUCCCCCUAUUCUCUCUCCCUCACACACAUUGACACACACAGGCACACAUGUGCUCUCACUGACACACCACACACAAUCAGUCCUUCUUCUACUACAGACACUCACACUUCCUUAAUGUAAAUGUCUGCUGGUGUACAUUUACCAGACUAGUAGACCCACCUCUGUCUGUGUCAUCUAUCCUAUUAAUGUGAUUAAAACUGAGCACAGUG
Oncorhynchus mykiss (rainbow trout) is the source of this 1437-nucleotide messenger RNA. The record is from RefSeq and is a predicted model, not a curated record. NCBI's taxonomy places the organism in Eukaryota, Metazoa, Chordata, Actinopteri, Salmoniformes, Salmonidae.